GCAAAUUCUAUCUUUCUCGCUCCUCUGUUUCUCUUCAUCCUGCUUUCUAUGGCGGGUCUGCACUCAUCUACGCGUUCUUCAUCUUCUUCGCAGAACUCAUUUGCUUCUAAGCUUCUUCUUCUCUUAACACUCCUUCCCCUGACUCUUGCAUUCUUCGCUUUCCUUCUUCAAUGGCGUGGUGGCGGUGUCCACGAUCCCGUUGCUCGUUGGUCGCCGGAGGAAUCUCACAACUUUCCCGGAAUGGAUACAUCACCUUUGGCUACUGUAGGACACUCUUCGUCUGCUGACUGUGUUAAUCUUGGCAGAAGUUCUUUACCGUCAUUUCCUUAUUAUCAUGAUUGGAAGUUUAAUUUCGGAUCCGAUCUCAAACCCAAGAUAUGCAUAACCACAAGUACAUCCGCGGGUUUGAACCAGAUUCUGCCAUGGAUGUUCUAUCAUAAGGUUAUUGGUGUGAGUACAUUCUUCCUAUUUGUGGAAGGAAAAGCUGCAUCUCCUAGUGUUUCCAAAGUUCUAGAAUCUAUUCCUGGAGUAAAAGUUAUAUAUAGGACUAAAGAGCUAGAAGAACAACAGGCCAAGAGCCGCAUCUGGAAUGAGACAUGGCUAUCUAGCUUCUUUUAUAAACCGUGCAACUACGAACUUUUUGUGAAGCAAUCUCUAAACAUGGAGAUGGCAAUAGUAAUGGCAAGGGAAGCUGGUGUGGAUUGGAUAAUGCACCUUGACACUGAUGAGCUAUUACACCCAGCAGGUGCUAAAGAGUAUUCUCUGAGACAGUUACUACUUGAAGUGCCCUCAAACGUGGAUAUGGUUGUUUUCCCCAAUUAUGAGAGCAGUGUUGAACGAGAUGAUAUCAAAGAACCUUUCACAGAGGUAUCAAUGUUCAAGAAGAAUUAUGAUCAUCUUCCAAAAGAUACAUAUUUUGGAAUGUAUAAGGAAUCAACACGUUCUAAUCCAAACUACUUUUUGACAUAUGGAAAUGGUAAAUCAGCUGCUCGAGUUAAGAAUCACCUUCGUCCUAAUGGUGCUCAUAGAUGGCAUAAUUACAUGAGAACCCCAAAUGAAAUAAAACUUGAAGAGGCUGCCGUUCUACAUUACACAUAUGCUAAGUUCUCAGACUUGACUUCAAGACGUGAUCGAUGUGGCUGCAAGCCUACAAAAGAUGAUGUCAAACGAUGCUUUAUGUUGGAAUUUGACAGAUCUGCCUUCAUAAUUGCUUCAACUGCUACCGAAAAGGAAAUGCUAACCUGGUACCGAGAACAUGUUGUAUGGACAGACAAAGCACUGAACAACAAAUUAAUGAAGAAAGGAAUUUUAACAAGAAUAUACGCUCCCAUGGCUAUAAUCCAAGGUUUAAAGGAGUCAGGUGUUUUCGGUUCAAUUAUUGCUUCAGCACCAUCAAGCCUGACAAAAGACAAGUUCUUGGCUUCUGUCGAUAGUUCAAACUCAACUAGAUCUUCUAUUUCGGUUUCACUUCCUUCAAGAAAGAUGGGUAAAGACACUGUGUCUUCAUCGUCGUCUCAUGCUGCUGUCAGGAAGACAUUAGGAACUACUGCUAUUACUGAGUUGAAUGAUCAAGAAACAGCUAUCCCGCCUUUAUCUCCACCGGGAAUGGACGAGACGAUCUCAUGAUCGGAAUGUCUGGGAAUUUUGAUUUACUAAUUUGUUGAGUUUUUAUGAUUGAUUAAAAAAAAAAUCAUUGGAAGAGAAAAUGAGUCUGAUUUACUGCAAAUUAAUGUUAGUGUGUAUACACAGAGAAAGGAGAGUCUCAUUAAAACUCGUUAUUGAAUCACAAUUAUGUAUAUUAGUAAUAGUAAUAUUAGUAAUUUGCAAGCCAUUGCAUUUGCAUUAUUCCUUAUACA
Impatiens glandulifera is the source of this 1856-nucleotide messenger RNA. Its product is annotated as glycosyltransferase-like KOBITO 1. The transcript is spliced from 11 exons. NCBI's taxonomy places the organism in Eukaryota, Viridiplantae, Streptophyta, Magnoliopsida, Ericales, Balsaminaceae. The record is from RefSeq and is a predicted model, not a curated record. The coding region runs from base 49 to 1626 and encodes 525 amino acids. Gene Ontology annotation, biological process: response to abscisic acid; cellulose biosynthetic process.